AUGGCUACCCUUGUCAUGCCGCAGGCUUCCGAGUCUCUGAAUCACUCUCUCCUGGAUGCAGAUGAUGGAGUAGCUUCUGCGGAUGAUGGACCAGUCCUUGAGUAUUUCGUUCUCAAGCAAGAAGUCAACCUCGAGGUCAAUUUCCGCGACAAGCGCAUUGAGGGAACAACGGACAUUUUCCUAGUGACAUUUAACGAUAAGGUCGACGAUAUAGUAUUGGAUGCUGCAGACUGCGAGAUCGACACCGAAAACGUCUACGUUGCCGAACUUCGAGAAAUUAAUGGUGAUAUCGUCGAGGGCCAAAAACGGAAGACAAUUGCGACCUACAAUGACCCGUAUGCGAAGCUAUCACAUCCCGCAAGCUGGAGUCUUAGGGCCGAUCAUCACGAUAUUCGUCGUAAACGCGCCCAGUCUUUGUUCAGCAGCCGAAAGAAAGAUGUCCCCGCCGAGCAUAGAGAGUUCGCGGGGUGCACCCCAGUCUAUCGAUCGCUCAAGGUGAACUUGCGCGGUAAGGCCGAGCCAGAUCGCCCGAGGCUCAUCAUUAGGAAAUCGAUGUCGGGUAUUGAUCCGGCAGAAAAGGCCAACAAGCAGUACAAAAUCACAAUACCUUUUAUCAACGACAACCCGCGGGAUGGAACACAGUUCGUCGGUGUCGACCCCCUGGAUAAUCGAUUCACGCAUAUGUAUACCCGAAGCUCAAUACAUCCUGGAACUGCAUCUUGUAUCUUCCCAUGUGUGGAUGACCAUGGAUCACGGUGUGACUGGAGGAUAUCAAUCAAGUACCCCCGCACAUUAGGUGAUGCUCUACAGCAGGCGCUUGCCACGCAGCAGAAUGGCAACAAUCCAGACAAGAUGCAAGUUGAUGGCCAAGAGCGAGCCCUUAACCUUGCUGAAGAAGAUAAGCUCCGGGAAAUGUCAGUCGUAUGCUCAGGGUUUCUCAUGGAGGAGACAGUAGACCCUGAUGAUGACCACAAGAAGAUCAUGACAUUUGAGCCCGAGAAGAAAGUAUCCUCGCAGAAGCUUGGUUUUGCUGUCGGGCCCUUUGAGCAUAUCGAUCUGUCCUCCGAGUUUCGAACAGAAGAAGACGAGGUGAAACUUGGCAUGAACGCGCUUAAAGUGCACGCCUACUGCCUACCGAACCGUGCCGACUGGGUUCGCAACACAGCAGCAGCCAUCACCAUGGCCGCCGAUUUCUUUACAUUUACGUUCGCUCGAUACCCGUUUGGUAAUUUCAAGCUGUGUUUCCUCGACGACAUGGUCCAAGACACGGUGGCAUUUUACUCUAUGGCUUUCAUCAGCAAUCGACUGCUAUUUCCAGAUGACAUUAUCGAUACCGAAAUCGAUGUCACUAGAAAGAUCGUCCAGACAUUAGCUUACCAAUGGAUUGGUAUUAACAUGAUUCCCAAUACGAGGAAUGACAUGUGGCUCAUAGUCGGCAUUGCACAUUACAUGACUGAUCUUUUCAUGAAGAAGCUGUGCGGAAACAACGAGUACCGAUUCCGGAUGAAGACUCUAUCCGAUAAGCUUGUUCAGGUGGACGUCGACCGACCUUCCCUUUAUGAUCUUGGUGCCUAUCUUCAUUUGGGAGAGUUUGAGAUGGACUUCAUGAUUCUCAAAGCCCCAGUGAUCUUCUUCAUCUUGGAUAAGCGGCUCAUCAAGGCCUCAGGAGGACAUGGUUUGACCCGCAUCCUCUCAAAGAUGCUGACAAAGGUUCAAAUUGAGGCCUCUGACAAGGCUACCAUUCUUGAAACAGAGAAAUUCAGGGCAACAUGCGAGAAAGGAGCAAAGUACCGGCUGGAGAGUUUCUGGAACCAGUGGGUCUAUGGUUCAGGCUGUCCCCGGUUCGAUGUUAAGGCGAAGUUUAACAAGAAGAGGUUGUGCGUUGAGCUCACCCUCAACCAAAUCCAGUUGCAGACAGCAAGGAAACCUCCUCUGGAGAAAGACGAUUUUCUUCGCGUUGUCAAGGAGCGCCGAUCCGGUGUUAAAGCGGGUGAAGUACAGCCAUUAUUUACAGGCCCAAUGACUGUUCGAAUCCACGAAGCCGAUGGAACUCCCUACGAGCACAUACUGGAGAUUCGUGAAGAUGCUACAAGGUCCACCAAGUUCGAAAUCCCAUACAACACGAAAUACAAAAGACUCAAAAGGACUCGACGCAUGAAGGAGAAGCAGAACGUUGGCGCUAGCAUGGACGCAGAGAAUCUAGAUGACACUCUACUGUACUGUUUGGGUGACGUUCUCCAAACGCCCGAAGAGCAGGCCCAAUGGGAGUUGAUUGAUUGGGAUCCAGAGACCGAGCGCAAGAUGGAUCAAGAAUCUUACGAGUGGAUACGUGUAGAUGCCGACUUUGAGUGGUCUUGCGACAUGAAGAGGACACUAGAACCGUACAUGUACGUGUCGCAGCUUCAACAGGAUAGAGAUGUUGUUGCCCAGCAGGAUGCUAUGCUGUAUCUCACGCACGGUCCUCUGCAUCCCAUCGCUUCGGGUUUCCUUACCAGGACUCUUGUUGAUCGCCGUUACUUUCAUGGCAUUCGAACUAUGGCGGCCGAGGCACUGCCACGACAAGCCAACAUCAAAGACCUGUCAAACCUCGGCCUUCGACAGUUGAUAAAGGCUUUCAGCGAGAUGUUCUGCCACAAGGGAACAACCCAACCCAAGCCAAAUGACUUCUCGGACAAGAAGCAGUACAAUGUUCAGUGUGCCAUUAUCAAGGCUAUUGCACAGGUCAGGGAAGCAGACACUUACAAGUGUCCACUUUUCGCGCGUCAAUUUAUCCUUGACCAGCUUCUCUUCAACAACAAUGAAGACAAUCCUUUCUCCGACCAUUUCUAUAUCGCCACUCUUGUGGAAGCUCUUGCGACCUCCCUUAUUCCUUCCAAACAGGACGAUUGGUUUGCUAUGCAGAACAAGAUCCCCAAUCCCGAGGAGAAGCAGUUCCUAGACAAGGCUAUUGAACAAAUCGAGAGAGUUCUUCGCCGAGAUGAGUGGACAAACUCAUACCAAAAUGUUUGGACCAUUGCUGGCCUCAGUGCUAAGCAGCGGCUCAUGAAAGCAGAGGUGAUCCCGAAAAAGUAUAGUGACUUUGGCCAGUACCUUCUUGACGGAACAAGAGAUCUUAUCCGUAUCAAGGCCUUCGAAGCACUCAUUGACUUGGGGGCCAUGCUGGAUCCGACAGUAUUCUCGUUUCUGACAUACUCUCUCAUUACUGAUCGAUCACCGUACGUUCGAAACAAACUCAUUGAGGCCUCUGCCGCCGGUCUGGCAGCUAUCGCUUUCGGGGAGCACACGAAGGUCACUAAGAAUGAACCUCCCCCAGAAGACGAAGAGGGUGAUCUCUUGCUUGUGCAAGACAGUGCCCAGGAGAUUGAAGCACGAAAGGAGAUGUUCGCAAGAAAGGAGAACCUAGAUGCAGCGCUCAAGGCUCUCCGGAGGGAAAUGGAAGAAACCUACGGCGGCGACGAGCGUCAUUAUAGUAUUGCGAUGCGCAAAGCCCUGGAUCACCCAAGUCUUGGGCGAGGCGAGAUGGAAAGCAUGCUUGACCUGGCUGCGAUGAUGUUCGAGGAGGCUGGCGAUUGGGUCAUUACUGUUCCUUUGCCAAAGGCCUGGUCAGUAGAGCGGCCGCUACAGCAACUCACUAACAGCUUGGUUCUGAAGUUCAAGGCUCACUAUAAGACGAAACCUAAGGAACCUGUCGUUCAAGCACCAUCCCUCCCACCUCCCAUACCUGCUGCCACUGUUCCUGCGCCUGCAGAGCCAAAGAGGCCCACGCCUCUGCAAAAGCUAUCUUCUAUAAAGAUCAAUACUCACAAGGCGGUCCCUCCUCAGCGACCGAGCGUACCACCCCAACGUCCCAGCGUUGCCACUCCGGUUCAGAGUCCAAAGCCAGGCCCAAUCAAGCAGGAAAGAGAUACCAUUGUUGCCUCUCCUGUUCUUUCCCGACAGCCAAGUGUUUCAUCUUCGUCAGGCUCGAAGCCUUCUUACCCAUCUGAGCCUUCAUCUGUAUCUAAUAUCAAGCGACCUCGACCAGACAAGGAUGAACAUCACACCCCCGCACCAAAGCGUCCGAAGGUGGAAAAACCUUUCGGUGCCGAUUCCGGUGUCAAGAAGAAGAAGAGACGUAUGGUCAGGCUCAAGGUUUCGCCAAGUCGCCUUGCUAGCUUGAUGAAGGAUCAGAAGAAACCCAGUAUAAAUGGUCGGACGUCACUGCCGUCAGGCAACUCUCGAGACUCUCUACCUCCUUCAAACUCCAGGUCAGACUCUAUUACAGCCAAGCCUGCGAGAAAACCACUUCCAUCGGGUGAUGCGGCACGAAGGCCCUUGCCUGGGGGUCCCGCGGGAUCACCGCAACCGCCACCAGAAAGGAAGAUUUCUUUGAACACCCAUUCCAACUCGACGCCGAAGCCCAAAUCUGCAAGCCCUGCGGCAAACACGCCACCUCCUGGAGCACCACCACUCACUCAAAGGCCGAAGAUUAAAAUUAUCAGAAAGUCGAAUCCACCACCGCCGCCAGCUCCUUAG
Fusarium coffeatum is the source of this 4515-nucleotide messenger RNA. RefSeq lists its product as uncharacterized. Gene Ontology annotation, molecular function: transcription cis-regulatory region binding; chromatin binding; RNA polymerase II general transcription initiation factor activity. NCBI's taxonomy places the organism in Eukaryota, Fungi, Ascomycota, Sordariomycetes, Hypocreales, Nectriaceae. Gene Ontology annotation, cellular component: transcription factor TFIID complex. The transcript is spliced from 2 exons. Gene Ontology annotation, biological process: transcription initiation at RNA polymerase II promoter. The record is from RefSeq and is a predicted model, not a curated record. The coding region runs from base 1 to 4515 and encodes 1504 amino acids.